AUGACCGACUCGACGAAGCCUGAACUCUACCCGCAAUACUGCUUCCACCUGUCACCAACCAUCAACCGUUGGUGCCAUUUCCGAAUCACCGAUAUCCGGGCUCUUAGAAGUCAUCCGGGAUUUCGAGGCCAGGAUGUCUAUUUCCACCUCAACCACCCAAUCAAAUGGGUGCGCAUCUCUGGUGUCGUAGUCGCCGUCGACGAGCACGAGAAAAUGCACAUCUACACGAUUGAUGACGGUAGCGGGGCGACUCUCGAAUGCAUCGUCAACGUCGCGCCUCGCGCAAGGCCCGGAAUGGCCACUGCGACGACGACGACGACGACGACGAAAUCCGACUCCAAAUCCGAAAAGGACCCACACCCUUUGCCGGUAGUCGACGCGCCCAUCGACGUGGGACACGUGCUGGAUAUCAAAGGGAGCGUCGGCGUGUUCCGCGAGAACAAGCAGAUCCGCGCAGAAAAGGUCGCCCACCUCCGCUCGACAGAGCAGGAGGUGGUCUUCUGGGAAAAGGUCACGCAACUCAAAACGGAUGUGCUGUCCAAGCCGUGGGUCUUGGACCGGCGAGAGGUGAGGAAGUGUAGGAAAGAGGAGGAGGGACGGACCAGCAGCAGCCGUCACCACCGGGCAACCCGUGAAUCACACAGCAGAAAGCGCGUGGUAAAAACCGGAUUGGAGAAGACAGAGAGGUCUCACCACGGAGAGGCACGGGCACGCCCUGUGGAAAGCGAAAGCAAGAUCAAGCAAGAGACGAAGCCGCUGGCGAUGCGACCGAAGAGGGCGACGGGGCUGGAGAAAAGGGUGCCGACUAAGCCUGUCACAAGGCUGAUUCCGGUGACGGGAAAUUACGACGCUUUGGGUCUCUGA
This is a messenger RNA of Chaetomium fimeti, 864 nucleotides long. RefSeq lists its product as uncharacterized. NCBI's taxonomy places the organism in Eukaryota, Fungi, Ascomycota, Sordariomycetes, Sordariales, Chaetomiaceae. The record is from RefSeq and is a predicted model, not a curated record. The transcript is spliced from 2 exons. The coding region runs from base 1 to 864 and encodes 287 amino acids.